Molecule: messenger RNA, 183 nt
Organism: Pyricularia pennisetigena
Lineage: Eukaryota; Fungi; Ascomycota; Sordariomycetes; Magnaporthales; Pyriculariaceae
Exons: 2
Coding region: 1-183 (60 amino acids)
Source: RefSeq, a predicted model, not a curated record
AUGCCCACGCCGGGACUGAGCCUGCCAAAUUUCUUCAAGCUCAACGUGAACAGCUUCGAAACGACGUCGAUUGCGAAGGGAGCUAUAGAAUAUGAAGAGAAGAUAAGUCAGCAACAGCUGUAUCUGGCAGAACUUCCUCAAAUCCUCCGGAGCAAGGAAACGCUGAGUGUCUCACAGAAGUAG